AUGGACCUGGUGGAAGGGAAGAAGAUCUCCUGCAAGAAACUCCCCAUCUUCCUGCUCUUCGGCUUCACCUUCGGCUCCGGUUUCUUAGUUUCUCUUCAUCACUUGAGGAUUUCCAAGCCUGAACACUACGAUUAUGAUCUCUCUGCACAGACAGCUUAUGUUGCGAAUACCAGCGCCCCGCUGGUGGGCAGGCGCAGGUUGACCAUCCUGCUCUGGCAGUGGCCCUUUGGGCAGCACUUUGACUUCAUAAACUGCACGAUGUUCUACAGCACCCCCAACUGCCACAUCACCGUCAACCGCAGCUGGUCCCAGGAGGCUGAUGCUGUGAUAAUGCACCACAGGGAUGUGUACAGGGACACCAAGAGGCUGGCCAAGCUCCCCAGACUCCCGUCCCAGCGCUGGAUCUGGUUCAACUUGGAGUCCCCGAGUCACACGCCAAACUUAAAAGCCAUGGACAACCUCUUCAACCUGACCAUGUCUUACCGGAGAGACUCAGACAUCUUCGCCCCUUAUGGGGAGCUGCAGCUCCUUAGCCAACCCCAGCCCCUCAGCAUCCCACCCAAGACCAAGCUGGUGGCCUGGAUAGUCAGCAACUGGAGAGCUGACUCCCAGCGGGUAAAGUACUACAAGGAGCUGAAGAAGCACAUCGAUGUGGACAUCUACGGAAGGUAUCAUUUGCCUCUGCCCCAGCAGGAGCUCCUUCCCACUAUAUCCCAGUACAGCUUCUACCUGGCUUUUGAGAACUCGCAGCAUGAAGACUACAUCACCGAGAAGCUCUGGAGGAACGCCUUGUCCUCUGGCACCGUCCCUGUUGUGCUAGGGCCUCCUCGAGAAAACUACGAGCGCUUCUUGCCCCCUGACUCCUUCAUCCAUGUCGAUGACUUUGCCAGUGCCAGGGACCUGGCGCGGUACCUGCAGGAGCUGAGCAGGGAUGCUGAGAGAUACCAGCGCUAUUUCCAGUGGCGCAAGUGGUUGAAACCCGUGGUGGGGGCUAACUGGUCUCUGCACCUCUGCAGAGCUUGUCACUUCUUGCAGACAACAGAGGCCAGGUACCGGGCUGUGCCCAACCUGUCUGAGUGGUUCGUGUAG
Strigops habroptila (Kakapo) is the source of this 1089-nucleotide messenger RNA. It is a transcript of the gene FUT6, whose product is annotated as fucosyltransferase 6. Gene Ontology annotation, cellular component: membrane. The record is from RefSeq and is a predicted model, not a curated record. Bases 1 to 1089 code for a protein of 362 amino acids. NCBI's taxonomy places the organism in Eukaryota, Metazoa, Chordata, Aves, Psittaciformes, Psittacidae. Gene Ontology annotation, molecular function: alpha-(1->3)-fucosyltransferase activity. The transcript has a single exon.